AACCCUUACAGCUCCUCGAGCCAUUCCGAGGCUUUUCAAUUUCUCAAGCUAUUUUAUUCAUUGUUAUUUACCCCGUUUCCGCUCCCCACCGCUCCCCCGCCCCUCACCCUAACCUAUGGCCUCCCCGAUCGAUUCGGUGGCGCAUCCGCUGCCUAAUUGAGGUGGAGCUCGCACGGGGAUGGCCAGAGUGCCGUCGGCAUCGACGAUCGCGGUCUUCGAUUCUUCUUCGGCCAAGGCCUCAUCGCUGCUUCUUCCGCCGCCGUGCCCCAAGGCGGACUGAUCCAUCGAACGCAAGAGCCACCGAUCCCACGACCUCUGGAGAGAAAGUUGGUCUGUGGCGACUUCUGACUGGGAGGGGAGGGGAGGGGAGUUCGGUCAUGGCCACCGCUGGGAAGGGUAGCUUGGAGACGAUUCGGAGGGGGUUCCGGACUGCCUUGUUCAUGGUGACGAUGGUGGCCUCGUUGCUUGUGCUAUCGGCUCCCUUGCUUGUGGCGCUCGGGGAUGUCUCCGUGUCGCUGGCGCUGGCGUCGACGUUCGCUUGCGUGAGGUGCCAUGGAUUCAGAGGGUACCUCGACGGAUACAGUUUCCGGAGCUCCUUGAUGGAUAUACCUCUUGUUUCCGUCGUCAGAUCCCUCAUAAUCACAUGUGUGUAUUCUCUUUGUGAUAGUCCAGCCAUUUCUAGUGGACCAUUUCUUGGAACGGCAUUGCUAUGUUCCUUGGCUUCAGUUAUCAUCUUGUCAGUUAAAGCUUGUGUCUUUAGUCCUAUAUCAGAAAUUGAAACUGAUGCUUCACCCUCAUCGGUACGAGAGAGGCUUCAUUUGAAGAUAUCGUGUGGGAUGCCCAUACUUUUCCUUUCUUCAUUAGUCUUUGCACUUGGUCACACCGUGGUUGCUUAUAGAACGAGCUGUAGAGCACGGAGAAAGCUAUUGAUUCAUCGUGCAGAUCCUGAAGCGGUUCUGGCCUGCAAUGUAUUCUCUGGAUACAAGGUCCCUCGAUCUCCCACACCAUGCUCGGGGAAGUACUCAAAGUUUGAUGGUGAAAUCAAAAGAAAGGCUAUAGUUCAUCAUGAGUGUGAACUUCCAAUUAACUUUCUUGCUGAUGUGGAUAGUUUAUUCAUUACUUGCCAAGGGAUUACUGUUCAUUAUAAGAUUAGCCUUUUUGAAUCACCUAUUUCAUGGUCUUUGGCCUUGUCGCCUUCCCAUGAAUCUAGCCCUAAUGCAAGUCCUCGGGGCAUUUCAUCUGGUAGGCUUAAACUUGAGAAGCCUUUGAUACUUCCAUCUAAAACAAGUCAUCAUCUUAGUAGGAGCUUCAGUAACCAAUUUCAGAAUUCCUCCCUGUAUGCACCACUAUUGGCUGAUGCUACAAACUCAUCCAAUUUUUCUUCAGAUUCAAUACCUAGUUUUAGUCUCGAUGAUGGCUAUACUGAUGUAUGUUCAACUAAAUUCAUGAGCUUGAAACAUGGGAUUGAUGAAAGGGGCAAAGUUGCCAUAGUCUUGGUGCAUGGCUUUGGAGGAGGGGUUUUUUCGUGGAGAUAUGUGAUGAGUGCAUUGGCUAGGCAGGUUGGACUUCCAGUUGUUGCUUUUGAUAGGCCUGGUUGGGGAUUAACAACUCGCCCUCGUAGAAAGGAUUGGGAAGAUGAGCAAUUGCCAAACCCAUACAAGCUUGAAUCACAGGUGGAUCUUCUUAUCGCAUUUUGUUUGGAGAUGGGCUUUUCAUCUGUCAUCUUUGUUGGUCAUGAUGAUGGUGGCCUCCUUGUUCUAAAAGCAGCAGAGAAGAUCCGGGCAUCCAAUGGUUCUGCUAAUGUUGAAGUCAAGGGAGUGGUACUUGUUAGUGUCAGUUUAUCAAGAGAAGUUGUUCCUGCCUUUGCUCGAAUCCUCCUGCAUACUUCACUAGGGAAGAAACACUUGGUCCGCCCUUUGCUACGUACUGAAAUUACUCAAGUCAUUAACCGCCAUGCAUGGUAUGAUGCUACCAAGUUGACACCUGAAGUUACGAACCUCUAUAAGGCACCGUUAUUUGUUGAAGGAUGGGAUGAAGCACUACAUGAAAUAGGGCGACUAUCCUUUGCAACAGUCCUCUCUCCACAGAAUGCAGCAGCAUUGCUGAAAUCAGUUGAAGACUUCCCAAUUCUUGUAGUAGCUGGUGCUGAGGAUGCACUCGUGCCUCUGAAGUCUUCUCAAGCUAUGGCGUCAAAGUUUGUAAAUUCGAGACUCGUCGCAAUAUCAAGCUGUGGACAUCUACCCCACGAGGAGUGCCCCAAAGCGUUACUCGCGGCUCUCUCACCUUUUAUAACUAGACUGCUAUCCUCGCCAUUUGCAUUGCACGGCCGGUAGCAUCUAGUUUUCGUCUGAUGCCUUCAAUCAAAUAUUGUCUCCCUCAUUUUUCUCUUUUUAUUACGAGGAUUAGAGAUCUAACCCGUUGGGGCUUUUCUUUGUUUCUUUUUGUUUUUUUUUUUUUUCUGUUUGGGAUUUUCUUCUUUGGUUGUGGGUGGGGUUGACGCCAUUUUCAUGUUCAUGGUGUUUAGCUUGGAGCCGGACCCAAUGCUCAGGGUUGCUGGAGCUCGCACAUUCUUGAUCUUAGCGUUUUGCUUGUAACGCUUGUGAGGAUGGUUAUGAUAUUAAUGCGGCAGGAUAAGUUGUACA
Molecule: messenger RNA, 2642 nt
Organism: Musa acuminata AAA Group (dessert banana)
Lineage: Eukaryota; Viridiplantae; Streptophyta; Magnoliopsida; Zingiberales; Musaceae
Exons: 7
Coding region: 378-2333 (651 amino acids)
Source: RefSeq, a predicted model, not a curated record